CACAUAUUCUUCACUUUUUCUUUAUCUUAACUUUUGGUUCAAAUUAUUUAUUGGUUCUGCGUUGCCUCCUACAAUAGAGGAAUCCCCCAAAUGUCAAACUAUGAAAUAUUAAAAUAGUUUAGUGACACCAAGAAAUACAUUGUGAUUUUUAUGUUCAUAAAAGAUGAGUAUUUUGUUUAUAACUUCUUUUUUUCUCUAUAAAAAACAUAAGAAAAUGGGUUAUAGAAAACACUGAGGACCUUGAAUUUUGCUCCAUGCAUUUCUGAAGAUAACUCAGUCCUAAUCCAACUUGGGCCAAUAGCUAAAGAACAAUCUAAACUGUAAACUAUAAAAUCUAAAAGAUGGUUACUACUAUUCAUAAAAAGAUAUGAUAGAAAUGCCAAUUGAUUUAUGAAGUUAACAAAGUUGCAAAAAAGAAUCUUAUCUAUAAGCAUAACAAAUAGCUUCCUCCUACAGACAACAAACUAAUACCAUGGAGAUGAAACAAAAGCCUGGUACAUUUAUAAGAGACAAUAAAACAAACAUUGCAAGCCUAGAAAAAGAAACAGUGGAUACAAUAAUCGCAGUACACGAGUGCCUAUAAAAAUAAAGUAAGGAUCACUAUUUUUCAUAGUAUCCUACUCUUGUUUUAAAAUUGACCACUACCACAUCAACAAGAAGAUAUUAAAAAACAAGGAAGGUUGUAGUAGAAUCAUGCUCUAUUGCAAAAUAAUGCAGUAGGAGGAGCAGUGUGCCCUUCUGUCAUUGUCACAUUAUACUUUGAUAGCCAUUCAUCUUUGCCUGCACACUUUGCUCCCCAACAGAGUGCACACCUCCAAGUACAUUCUUGGCAUUUUCCCUUCUUUCUUUUUCAUGCCCCACAUUCAUUUCUCUUUCUCUUCUUCCAACUCUUCAAUCCUUUCAAUCCUUCAAUCCUUCAAUUCAAGUUUCAACCACUACUUCCACUUCCCUCUCUCAAUGGAUGCAAAACCUCCUCAACUUGCUGCACAACCUUUAAACUAUCAGACAUGGUUCUUGAAAGUUUCAAUCCACUGUGAAGGUUGCAGGAGGAAAGUAAAGAAAGUUCUGAAGAGCAUUGAUGGUGUUUUCACUGCAACAAUAGACCCACAGCAGAACAAAGUAACAGUCACUGGAAGUGUGGCUGUGGAGACCCUUCUCAGGAAGCUCGUCAGAGCCGGAAAACAAGCCGAGAUUUGGCCGGAGAAUGACGGAAAAAUCUCCGGAAAUGGGCGGCAGCAGCAGAAGAAGAAGAAAAAUGAAGCAAGAGAACCACAGAGCGGAACUGAAAAUGCUUCUGCCAAGUGUAACAGUGAGAAGAAAAGCAGCAGCAUUGACUCGCCGGGAAAGUCGCCCUCCGUUUACCGGACGCCGUCGGAGGGUGGUCGGAGCGAAGGUGGUGCCGGCUCUGCUAAGAAGAAGAAGAAGAAAUUGCACAGUGGUGGUGGGAAUGGAAACAGUGGUUUGAGUUCAGUGGAAGCAGCUACUGGUGCACCUGCACACACCGGAUUGCAGUUUCAAGAUCUUGUGGGCCCAGUGAAUGUGAACCCCACACGUCAGUAUUCGCUUUUAUAUCCAGAAAGUGGUGUUGCAGCUUAUAACAGAUUGUAUCCUUCUUACUACGUUCCAUCUUCACCCUACACGUGGGCUGGUCUAGACCAAGAUUACCAUCACUUUCAAUCACCACCGUUGGUUUCCUUUGAGAUCUUCAGUGAUGAAAAUGUUAAUGGGUGUUCUGUUAUGUGA
Vigna radiata var. radiata (mung bean) is the source of this 1743-nucleotide messenger RNA. Its product is annotated as heavy metal-associated isoprenylated plant protein 35-like. Gene Ontology annotation, molecular function: metal ion binding. The coding region runs from base 853 to 1743 and encodes 296 amino acids. The transcript has 3 exons. The record is from RefSeq and is a predicted model, not a curated record. Lineage: Eukaryota; Viridiplantae; Streptophyta; Magnoliopsida; Fabales; Fabaceae.